UUGCAGCCCUUUUGACAAGGUGAAGGGUACCAAUGGAAUUAGAUACAUAUAAAAUGCUUCCAGUAUAUUCAGCAUAAUUUCUGCAGCUGUAAAAGAAGAACUUUCUUAUCCAUAUCUCCCCCUAGUGUUGUGCCUUUUAAUUGAGAACAUAACAUAUACAGUGGUGCCUUUCUGUGGAAAUGCAGUCUUGUCCAAAUUCUUGGCUCAGAUGCAUAGCGAGGGAUUGCAGUUCUCUCUGGGACAGAGGCCUUUAUCUUCAAUGUUUGCCACAGUCUGCAGGCCCUCAGUAUGUUUCUUUUUUCAGGUGGAAGAGAUAAGCGUGGGGGCCCCAUUCUAACAUUUCCAGCUCGAAGCAAUCAUGACAGAAUACGACAAGAGGACCUUAGGAGGCUCAUUUCAUACCUUGCGUGCAUCCCUAGUGAAGAGGUUUGCAAGCGAGGUUUCACAGUAAUUGUAGAUAUGCGCGGAUCAAAAUGGGACUCUAUUAAGCCACUUUUGAAGAUCCUACAGGAAUCUUUUCCAUGUUGCAUUCACGUUGCACUGAUAAUCAAGCCAGAUAACUUUUGGCAGAAACAGCGGACUAACUUUGGCAGCUCCAAGUUUGAAUUUGAGACAAACAUGGUGUCUCUGGAAGGCCUUACCAAAGUUGUCGACCCUUCUCAGUUAACUCACGAAUUUGAUGGCUGUUUGGAAUAUAACCACGAAGAAUGGAUAGAAAUCAGAGUUGCCUUUGAGGAUUAUAUUAGCAAUGCCACUCAUAUGCUCUCUAGGUUGGAGGAGCUGCAGGAUAUAUUGGCCAAAAAGGAUUUGCCUCAGGACUUGGAGGCAGCCCGGAGUAUGAUAGAGGAGCAUUCACAAUUGAAGAAAAAAGUCAUUAAAGCUCCUAUCGAGGAUCUGGACUUGGAAGGGCAAAAGCUACUGCAGAGGAUACAAAGCAGUGAGACUUUCCCCAAAAAGAACUCCGGGUCUGGAAACGUGGAUCUUCAGAAUCUCUUGCCGAAAGUAUCUACUAUGUUGGACCGGCUGCACUCAACACGGCAGCAUCUGCAUCAGAUGUGGCACGUACGGAAAUUGAAAUUAGACCAAUGCUUUCAGCUCAGGCUAUUUGAGCAGGAUGCAGAGAAGAUGUUUGACUGGAUCACACACAAUAAAGGGCUGUUUUUGAACAGCUACACAGAAAUUGGAGCCAGUCACCCUCAUGCUAUGGAACUUCAGACACAGCACAACCAUUUUGCUAUGAACUGUAUGAAUGUGUACGUGAAUAUAAAUCGCAUAAUGUCGGUAGCCAAUCGUUUGGUGGAGUCUGGUCACUAUGCUUCACAACAAAUCAAGCAGAUUGCCAACCAGUUGGAACAGGAAUGGAAAGCAUUUGCUGCAGCCUUGGAUGAACGCAGCACCUUGCUGGAUAUGUCGGCUAUUUUCCACCAGAAGGCUGAGCAGUACAUGAGUAACGUGGAUUCAUGGUGUAAGGCCUGUGGUGAAGUAGAACUUCCCUCAGAACUACAAGAUUUGGAGGAUGCUAUUCACCAUCACCAAGGAAUAUAUGAGCAUAUUACCCUGGCAUACUCUGAGGUAAGUCAGGAUGGGAAAUCACUCCUUGACAAACUGCAACGACCUUUGACACCUGGAAGCUCAGAUUCCCUAACUGCUUCAGCCAACUACUCCAAGGCAGUGCACCAUGUCCUAGAUGUUAUUCAUGAAGUGCUGCAUCACCAGAGGCAGUUGGAGAACAUUUGGCAACAUCGAAAAGUUCGCUUACAUCAACGGCUUCAACUCUGUGUCUUUCAACAGGAUGUACAACAGGUGCUGGAUUGGAUCGAAAACCAUGGAGAAGCUUUCCUUAGUAAACAUACAGGAGUUGGGAAAUCCUUGCAUCGAGCCAGGGCACUGCAGAAGCGCCACGAAGACUUUGAAGAAGUGGCACAGAAUACAUAUACUAAUGCAGACAAAGUGCUAGAAGCAGCUGAGCAGCUGGCACAGACAGGAGAGUGUGACCCGGAAGAGAUUUAUCAAGCAGCCCAUCAGCUGGAAGACCGGAUACAAGAUUUUGUUCGGCGGGUGGAGCAGCGCAAAAUCUUACUGGACAUGUCUGUAUCUUUUCAUACCCAUGUUAAAGAGGUAAGCAAAACAAUAAAUAACAUCAGGAUCUUUGUAAGUGCAUGCUCAGAAGCUAAAAUAGAAACUUACAGCAGCAAAAGCUGGAUUGGUCUUUCAACAGAUCCUGAACAAUGUGACAUUUUUUUGGGUUCCCAUUCCUUCUAAUAGACCUUGCCAGUUUUGCCUGAUGCAAAGCAGCCUUUCAAACAGUAUUGGUUAUUUGCUGCAUUAGCUGCUCUUUUAAUUUCUUUCAAUGCCUCUGAAUGCUGUUAACUUGGGUGCACUCUAGGGUGGAUCCUGCCCCACUUGAAAAACUACAACACAAGUAAAAACGUAGGUGAUCAAGGUAAAUAUCAGCUUUAGGCCUUGGAAGCCAGGUAGCCUCUCAAACACAGUAGGUACUAUGUAAAAAAUGCAUUGGGUCGUAGUUUUCCUUGAAGGGACAAGCAAUCAUUUAAUAUUUGCAAUUAAAAGAAUUAGCGAUCUGAGAGAGAGAAACCAAUCUAAUUUAAGGUGGUUAAUAUAAAUUUCACUAGUAUUCAGGAUGUAAUAUACUGUAUAUAGAUGCUCUUUCAGUUUAAAUUUUCCCCCAAAACUAUAAUCCAUUCCCUUUCCUUAAAGUUAUUCACUGACAUGCUUAACCAGACUAGUCCAAGUGAUAUCAGAUGAGGGUCCAUUUUUGGCUGUUGGACUCAUUUGGCGUUUUGAGGGCACAUAGUAGGCACUUUUACCACAUGGGAGCUGGGUAAGCUUUCCCUUUCCUCAAUGGCAACCAUGGAAGACAUAAAAGGUACAAAUCACACAGUUACCAGAAUGUUACCUAUUACUGCCUCCUCUCCCUGCUGCUGGAUGCUAUUUUUUUUUUAUCUCUGCUUAACUUUGUUAUCUGCUGGGAAUCAUAUGUUUCUAAGUGCAUUGGGUUGAAGCCAUUUUCUAAGAAAAUGUUUGUGGCCCAGAGGCCAUUCCUGAAAAUAAAGGUGUUUUUGGAGAUUCUUUCCUUCCUUUUCUACCUGCUGAAUCCUCCAUUUUUUUCAAUUAAAAGAGUAUUUGAAAGAUGAGAUCGGGACUUCAGCAAAAUACAACAUGGAUGCUCUGGCUCCUACAUUGGAGAUUUCAGAUCUAAUGGCUGCAGAAAGUGUUACAAAAAGUCAGCCAACCAGUUUAUCUCAGGUUAAAAAAUAGUAUAAAAGUCUUGUCCCCAAAAUGUUAUCUUUAAAAUAGAAUAAAAAGCAAACAAAAAAAAAACAGUCAAAAUAAAUAAGGGGGAUGGAAUUACAUUUUCUUUUAAGCAUGAGAAAAUUCCACUGAUUACUAAAGAACGUACAAUGAGGAUUCAUACAAGAAUAUGGCUAAUAAAUUACUCUUUUGGUGAUCAGUGGAAUAUUUCUUGUUUUAGGAGAGAGUUUUAUUAUGCUGUAUUUUUAUUAAAGUAAAAGAAUAAAAACAAAAUUUCUCUCCCUCCUUCCAGCACUUUGAGCUGUUACCCCAUUACAAAGCAACUUCCUGUCUAUCAUUAUACUUACUUCAUUUUUAAUGUAAUACAUAAAUGGUAAACUUGGCUCUUGGUAAGAAAUUUCUGUUCUUCUUAUGCAAUAUUACUGGAUUUGUUUAUACUAGAAAGUGAAGAGAAAUCUAAAGGAUAGUUGUACAUUCAUGAGUUAUUGGAAGCUAUCUCCACAAAAUGGUUUCCUCAGCUGUCGGCUUAAUAGGAAUAUUCAGCAAAGGCAGGAGGGAACAGAAGACAAGACUAUUACCUGUUGCCAAAGAUCAGGAAAAAAUAAAUGGAAAGUAUGUAACAAAGUUGAUACUUCCAGUUGUUAAUUGUUCAGGGUUGCCCAAAUCUGUUUUUUCCUCUACCUCUUCUCUAUCUUAUGUCAUAAUCAUGUUUUUGAUUUUUUUAAAAAAAUUGUAAAUCUGAAAUCAGGAGGUAGAUUACUUUUUAUUAUCUGAGUCGCUCUUGGAACUCUUCUGGCUAAAGCGCAGAGUACAAAAUGUACAGAUAAAUAAACCUUACACUUUUCUGGUCUUAGGUUCUUGCUUAGUGUUACUUACAGGUAAAACAUUUUGAAGGCAAGAUACAAUCAUAUGAAAAAGCAAGUUCACCCUCUUUGAAUUCUAUGGUCUUACAUAUCAGGACAUAGUAAAAAAAAAUCUGAUCCUUAGCAGUUCUUAAACACAGGUAAAUACAACCUCAGAUGAACAACAAUAUGUGACAUAUUACACCAUGUCAUUAUUUUACAAAAAGAAAGCCAAAUUGGAUUGUAGGUUGGCACCUGUGUUGUUAUAUUUCACAUGAAGAACCUGUUGAUUCUUGUGAUUUAUUUUAGUUUAUUGUUUCAAAAUAACACUUCCUCAGGCAACUAGGUGUGCUGGCCUUUAACCACCAGUUUCCAUAGCUCCAGAAUGAAUUUCAGCCCCCAACAUAUCCAGAAGCGUUUUUUUUUAAAGUGAGUCAAUGAUGGGAAGCCUUUGGUAUGCUUUGAAGUAUUUCCAGAAAUACUAGUUAAGAGAUUAACCUGGUGGUAGCAGUAAAACUAACCGGAGAAUAUUGGAGUAUUUUAAGUUGGAGUGUAAAAAAAAUCAAAACUGGCACAAUCUAAUAAGGUUUGGAAUUGUAGGGUUGCAGGAGAACAGUAGAAGAAAUGAGAAAGGCUUAGAGCUACUAGGUCUGGGCUGCAAAAAGCCAGAUAAACAGUAGCCGCUAAGGAAUUACAAAAAAAAAACAAAACAAAAACAAAAACUUUUUGUUGCCCUGCUGUGUUCAUUCAGCCUUUUGGAGCCCUCAUGUACCGGUAGUAGCCUUAAGAAAAUGAGCAAGAUGAUACAAUAAAGAAUACGAAGCAGAGAGGAGACUGUCUAUCAAUAUUUUGAGUGUUCAGUCUAUGUCUUGUAUGCUAAGGAGCCUGAGGUGAGAAUCGCAGAGGUUAAAGCAGUGGUUUUAAAUAUGUUCAUGGAAGUUUGUGAAUUUGUGCAAGAGAGAGCGUGCGAAAAAACAGUAAAUUCAAUGGAGUUGUACUGAAAAUUAGUGUCACUCCUUCGAGUUAGCCGUGUCAGGAAAUGGACACUACAGAGACUGCUGGAACGUAUCACUGUUCCAGUGAGUACACGUUCAGAGAUGUAGGUUGUUCUUCAGUUUUGAAAGUAGUUCCUACCAACUCCAGCAGGAGAGAGCUGACUGAAAAAUAGCUCAGCGGCAAUGAAGAUCACUAGGAAAAAAGUAGCAUUUGAAUAAACCUUUUAAAGCAAAAAAGUAGAACAAAAACUUUCAUAAUCUUCACUGGCAACAGCCAGAUCUAAAUGAGGAUGAAAUGAGCUUUUAUUCUAGUAUUUUCAGCUCCAGGAACCACGCUAUAGUUUUUCACAAUGGUUAAUUUAA
Messenger RNA from Crotalus tigris (Tiger rattlesnake), 5473 nucleotides. RefSeq names its product triple functional domain protein-like. The transcript has 9 exons. The coding region runs from base 289 to 2262 and encodes 657 amino acids. Gene Ontology annotation, cellular component: cytoplasm. Gene Ontology annotation, molecular function: protein binding; guanyl-nucleotide exchange factor activity. NCBI's taxonomy places the organism in Eukaryota, Metazoa, Chordata, Lepidosauria, Squamata, Viperidae. Gene Ontology annotation, biological process: axon guidance. The record is from RefSeq and is a predicted model, not a curated record.